Messenger RNA from Symbiodinium sp. CCMP2456, 564 nucleotides. The record is from the annotation of a GenBank genome assembly. NCBI's taxonomy places the organism in Eukaryota, Dinophyceae, Suessiales, Symbiodiniaceae.
CAAAACCCCUUUGAAGCCCAGAAGUUCAACCAUCGAAGCGUCGAACGCCAGACCCUGACGCUCUCGGACGGCACCAAAUAUGUGGCGCAGUGGAAGAACGACGAGCGCCAUGGUGAGGGGAAGGAGCUGUGUCCGGAUGGUACCACCUUUGAGGGUCACUAUGUGGCGGGCAUGCGACACGGAUACGGGGUCAUGAAGUGGCCAGAAGGCUCCAAAUACUCCGGCAUGUUUGAACGCGGCCGAGCCAACGGGCAAGGUGAGCUGCUUCGAACCGACGGCUCUGUCUACCGCGGCCAAUUCUGCGAGGACUGCAUGUCCGGCGAGGGACGAAUGCAGUGGCGCGACGGUGUGGAGUACGUCGGCCAAUUCGUGGCCAACAAGCGCGAAGGCUUCGGCCGCAUGACCUGGACCAGCGGAAGGUGGAAGAAGUACGAAGGGCAUUGGAAGGAUGGUAUGCAGCAUGAAGUAGGAACCCUGCUGGAUCAUCAAGACCAGGAGUUUCGAGGCUGCUUCAAGUACGGAAAGCUUGACUACUGGAUCGACGACCACGACCACAAGAAGUGA